AUGGGGAAACGCGACCGAGACAAGCUCGCCGAUAUCGACAGUCGCGAUGGUCCUCCACCUGCAGCGACAAAGCGCAAACGUACCGACGAAUCCAAAGUCGAGUUAGCCGCGGGAGAGACUCAUCACGCGGGCAUUGUCGACUUUGAGACUUUGCCUGAGGAACUCUGUCGCCAGAUUAUGCUCGCUUGUGACUGGAAGACUCUCAUCGGCGGGUUGAGUCUCGCUAGCAGGAAAUGGAACAGGAUAGCCUCAGAGCGUACCUUCCAAUCUCUUUCAAUACGCUUCAGCGAGGAGGGAACCAUUGCCCACAAGAGAUCCGUCGUGGCUACCUUGAACAAAUUCCAGCUGCGCAAUAUACAGGACUACACUCGCCGACUUCACGUCAAGUGUGGAAAGAGUCGGGAAUCACAAGACAAGGCACUGGAACUUGCGCGCUGUGUCAACCCUAAGCGUUGUACAAGUCUCAAUGUCAUCCCUCACGAUGCGUUUCACGAAGAGGUGUACGCCGAAGCCGUGCGGAUUGCCACGACCAUGCCGAAGCUGAUGCGCAUGACCAUCCCGGCAGUGUCUUCCGUUACCGAAGCCCAAGGCAGCGUACAACCUGAGCGAUUGCAUCUCAAAGCGGCAUUGACGUUCAAAGUUGGUCAUAAGCAACCGCGCGAGCUGGUGUGUGACAUCAACGUGAAUGAUCAGCUGGGGCUGGGGACGCCUAAAGCUGGAGUGUUCGGCUUAGUAUCGACUGGCAGUCACAAAGAAUCGAACCUACCGCCCACAAAGACAAACCUGAUCGCGCUACAACUCAAGUCGAAUGGAACAGUGCGUUCUGAUGUUUUCCGCAGCUUCAUGGACGACCUCGGCUUCAGGGAACAUCGCACCGAACAGCUUACGAAGCUAGACUUUUUUCGUACAAGUAUUGUGGGCGAGAUAUCUACCAUCCGCACCAACCUACGAUGUCUAGGCUUACGCAAUCUGAAGAUCCUGCGUGUCCGAGAGUGCCGUGACCCGAUCUGUUUGUUGUUCUACGUUCUGGGAGAAGCGCUUCAGUUACGUCCUCUCAAUCUCACCACGAUAGAUAUCUCUGGCAGAUGGGAUAGUGAUACCUUUGAGGAUGUCGAGAAUUGGCUACUGUUAAUAUGGGCAGAUUGCCCUUACAUGUCAGAUCUGACGUUCGAGUCCGAUAGGCCCUUCACUCUCAUUCCCCUGCUUCGCGUACUUCGCGCGCGUGGGCAUGCACUGCGCCGCCUCAAAUACCGUGUCGGGAACGAUUUGCCUCUUGAACACUAUUACUGGAUCUUCUAUCAUUGCAGGUCCCUUGAAGAACUCGAGCUUGACAUGCCUGAACUACGAUCGGACACCGGCAGGGAUAUCUUCAUGCCAUACUUGAACGGGCAGCACUCUCAAUUCACCCAAACUGUUGCUUUACAUGGUACUACGGCGCUUCACACCCUACACCUUCACCUUCCUCAGGCCUCCUUCCGCAGGAUGGCAUCGGAUAGGAACCAGACCACAGACCUCAAAGUGUGCCUAACCGAGAUAACCAACUUCAAUGCGAAGUCAUUGGCGCAAAGCAAAGCUGAGAUCAACCUCCGUAUUUGGGCAUGGACAAUACAUACGGCCAAAGGUAGCUCAACAAAACGAUUCGGGAAGGUGCUCAAGAAGGUCGAUGGAAGUGACUCGCAAGAAGAGUGUUGGGAGGAUGUCGGUCUCUAG
Didymosphaeria variabile is the source of this 1710-nucleotide messenger RNA. RefSeq lists its product as uncharacterized. NCBI's taxonomy places the organism in Eukaryota, Fungi, Ascomycota, Dothideomycetes, Pleosporales, Didymosphaeriaceae. The transcript is spliced from 2 exons. Gene Ontology annotation, molecular function: protein binding. The coding region runs from base 1 to 1710 and encodes 569 amino acids. The record is from RefSeq and is a predicted model, not a curated record.